UUAUAACUUGUUGAUGGCAUGAUGAGAUGACUCGAAGAUCCGGCUCAAACAGCGCACCGCAGUCUGCCACCUCGCCUCACGUACGAUUUCUAGAUAGACGCUCGUCGGCGCAGUCCCACGGCAGCCUCGCGGAUAGUGCUUCGGCAGUGAUCGAAGAUGAUACGAUAGAGCAGGAAAUCGAGGAGAUCAAGAGAUAUGAGGACUUUACAACAAUAGAUUGGGUACAGGAUGCCGCGCGAGCACAGGCCAGACGAAAGGCAAGGCGACAAGAGAAGAUAGGCUUCUUUAAACUUCACGGCAGAUACGGCUGGAGACGGAAAGUCUGGGAGGCCUAUGAUGCUGGCCAGGCUUGGAUCGUUGUCACGAUCGUUGGCGUGGCUAUAGGCCUGAAUUCUGCCUUUUUGAACAUUGUCACUGAAUGGAUCUCGGAUAUAAAACUAGGAUAUUGCACGACGGCGUUUUACCUAAACGAGCAGUUUUGCUGUUGGGGAGCUGAAAGCGGCUGCCCCGAGUUCAGAAGAUGGACUGGGUUUGGCCCCCUUAAUUACGUUCUGUACAUCGCCUUCGCAGCACUCUUCGCUUCCACGUCGGCACUUCUGGUAAAGACAUAUGCACCGUAUGCCGCCGGAUCAGGUAUAUCCGAGAUUAAAUGCAUCAUCGCCGGCUUUGUUAUGAAAGGGUUUUUGGGAGGUUGGGUCUUGCUGAUCAAGUCGAUUGGUUUGCCGCUCUCCAUUGGAUCGGGUCUUUCUGUUGGGAAGGAGGGGCCUAGUGUUCAUUACGCUGUGGCUACUGGUAACGUUAUAUCCAGGCUAUUUGAGAAAUACAGACGAGACGCCGCGAAAACGCGCGAAAUAUUGAGUGCCUCCGCAGCGGCUGGGGUUGGUGUUGCCUUUGGAAGCCCAAUUGGUGGCGUCGUAUUCUCACUGGAGGAGAUGUCGAACUACUUUCCACUGAAAACAAUGUGGCGAAGCUAUUUCUGCGCCUUGGUGGCUACAUCUGUCCUGGCCGCUAUGAAUCCUUUUCGGACAGGACAGCUGGUAAUGUUCCAAGUCAGCUACGAUCGCUCCUGGCAUUUCUUCGAGUUCAUAUUCUACAUCAUCCUCGGUAUCUUUGGGGGGCUAUAUGGUGCGUUCGUAAUCAAGUGGCACCUUCGAAUGCAGGCCUUCCGCAAGAAAUAUCUGUCAAAGUAUCCAAUCAUGGAAGCAACAAUAAUCACUGCGAUUACCGCAAUCAUAUGCUAUCCGAACAUGUUUCUACGCAUCGAUAUGACGGAGAUGAUGGAAAUUUUGUUCAGGGAGUGUGAGGGGGACUUCAACUAUGACAAGCUUUGCGAGGCUAAAAAUCGCCUCAGCUUGAUUCUCUCACUUGCCCUAGCAACAGUUAUAAGGACUCUAUUUGUUGUUCUGUCCUAUGGCUGUAAAGUACCAGCAGGUAUUUUUGUGCCAUCCAUGGCGAUAGGAGCCUCCUUCGGGCGCAUGGUCGGAAUUGCUGUACAGGCUCUACAUGAAUCCUUUCCUGAUUCUCGAUUCUUCGCCACCUGUGAGCCGGAUGUGCCUUGCAUCACACCAGGCACGUACGCCUUCCUGGGAGCAGCAGCCACGCUGAGCGGCAUCAUGCACAUCACAGUAUCUGUUGUGGUGAUCAUGUUCGAGCUUACAGGUGCUCUCACCUACAUCUUACCUACGAUGAUUGUUGUCGGCGUUACCAAAGCUGUAUCUGAUCGCUUCGGCAAAGGAGGCAUCGCAGACCGUAUGAUCUGGUUCAACGGCUUCCCCUUCUUAGACAACAAAGAAGAGCAUUCAUUUGGCGUAUCGGUGUCUCAAAUCAUAACUAAGGAGGUCACAACCCUACCCUCGGAAGGAUUGACGCUUACAGAAGUCGAGAAGAUUCUAGACGAGAAUAAGUACCAGGGAUAUCCAAUUGUCGAGGACAAGAGCUCGAAUGUUCUACUUGGCUACAUUGGUCGAACAGAACUACGGUAUGCUAUUGACAGAACGAGGAGGGAGGGCUUAGUCUCGCCAAAUGCUCGAUGUUUCUUCACGCCUCCGUCUUCGGCAGUACGAUCGGCGGCCUCGGCUUCCACGUCAGCACCGGCAGUGACGUUCGAUACCAUGUCUGCCACCUCAGGGGCAACAUCUAUAGACUUCAGUCGUUUCGUUGAUCCGACACCACUCACCGUGCACCCUCGCCUCGCAUUAGAGACGGUAAUGGAGCUUUUCAAAAAGAUGGGACCCAGAGUUAUCUUAGUAGAAUACCACGGGCGUCUGAGGGGGCUGGUCACUGUCAAAGACUGCCUAAAGUAUCAAUUCAAGGCUGAAGCGCUUGAACAUCCCAGAGAGGAGAGUGGUAUGGACCAGGACGCUCGAGUCUGGGAAGGCUUACAAAAGAUAUCGGCUAUGCUAUCUGAUGCAUUUGGCUCAUUACGCCGUGGGAAGCUCCGGUUGGAUAGUCCAAGAAAUCGACUUGACGGGCGUGUGCAACUCACGGAUCAAAGCGGGAGCCACGAUGUUGAGCUUGAUAAUAGAUGAUGCACCGACGUUUGUGUAUAAACAUGUAGCGAGUUUGGGCCCUUCAGAAGCUAAUUUACGCGCACAACUUUACCUGUUCGAUUUCAUCUGUGUAUGAAACGUGAAUAAUUCAGCGUUAUUCUUG
Messenger RNA from Verruconis gallopava, 2652 nucleotides. RefSeq lists its product as uncharacterized. Gene Ontology annotation, cellular component: Golgi apparatus; early endosome; endoplasmic reticulum. Lineage: Eukaryota; Fungi; Ascomycota; Dothideomycetes; Venturiales; Sympoventuriaceae. Gene Ontology annotation, molecular function: voltage-gated chloride channel activity. Gene Ontology annotation, biological process: intracellular copper ion homeostasis; transmembrane transport; chloride transport. The transcript has 3 exons. The coding region runs from base 27 to 2528 and encodes 833 amino acids. The record is from RefSeq and is a predicted model, not a curated record.